GCCACGCAGGUCCUUAUCACUCGUUCUCCGCGCCAAUCCAUCGUCUGGCGCGCCAUGUCGACGUUCCGAGAUACGAGCUUCUCCAAGUACUACCUCGCCCAGCACGUGUUUCGCGACGACGAGCUCGACGCCGUGAUCGACACACUUCGGAAACCACUUCCAUCGUGCUUUCGCAUCAACCCGAAUGCUCCCAACCGCGCCAGUAUCCAGGAUGCGUUGCGAACGCAGUUUCAAUUUCACACCGGAUCGAUCGAGUUCCGAGACCAGCUCGUGACUCCACCCCAAGAAUUGCCUUGGUUCCCUGCAGCUAGUGGCAGUGCAUGGCAAAUCGAAUGCGGCAAAGCUGUCAUUUCGAAGCUUGGUCGACAAAACGAGCUGUUUGGGGAGUUGCAUAGAUUUCUCAUGCUACACACUGCCAGCGGCGCCAUCACGCGCCAGGAAGCUGUCAGCAUGAUCCCCACGCUUUUUCUCGAUGUCCAACCCGGCCAGCGCGUCCUUGACAUGUGUGCAGCCCCAGGCUCGAAAACGUCGCAAAUCCUGGAGACUUUGACGUCUUCAUCGGAUCAACGUGACGGCUUCGUCGUUGCCAACGACGCGAGCGAGAAGCGCGGGUUUCUGUUGGUGCAUCAACUGCUUCGACUUGGACUUCUGUCUGCCGUGGUGACGUGCCACCAAGGCCAAGACUUUCCUGGCUUGUACGACCCCAUCAGUCGGCAACUCCAAACGACGGACGCAUUCGAUCGUGUCCUGUGCGACGUUCCUUGCACGGGCGACGGUACUUUGCGCAAGAACGAAAACAUUUGGCGUCACUGGCACGUCGGCGACGGGCUCACGUUGCAUCCGUUUCAGCUCAACAUUGCGUUGCGCGGCGCGGCGCUGCUCAAAGUCGGCGGCACGAUGGUCUAUUCGACAUGCUCGUUCAACCCGAUCGAAAAUGAAGCCGUGGUGGCCGAGCUCAUUCGAAGGAGCGACGGCGCCCUUCGCCUGGUCGAAGUGGCGCUCCCUGGACUAAAGCACCGUCCUGGCCUGGCAUCGUGGCAAGUGGGCUGGCAGUCCAAAACAAAGGCCAAGAAACAGCGCCAUCUGUCAAGCGCCGAGCCCACGAAAGAUGAGUUGAUCGCUUGGUACACCUCGUUUUCCGAGGACAUUCCAGCCGACUUGCGCGGCUACCGCUUGACGCGGUCAAUGUUCCCGCCGGACGACAACAGCAGUGUCCACCUCGAACGCUGCAUGCGAUUCCUCCCGCACGAUCAAAACACGGGCGGAUUCUUUGUCGCUGUACUACAAAAGGUGGCGCCGCUCCCAGGCAUCGACCAGCAAGGCUUACCGGCCUUUGAAGUGAACUCUGCGCUCGGGCCAAAAUGUUACAGAUACGUGUGCCGGCUGUGCAACCAAACGGGCCACUACAUUCAAGACUGCGCUCUGUCUAAAAAGUCGUUGGAAAAGGCAGCCGCCGCCGAGAGUGCUGCAGCUUCAGUUGGCACACCCAUCACAGUACCUUCCCUUGGAAACAGUUCGUCCGUUUCCAAGCAUUCUCACGCUGUGUCUGGUCAGGAGCCGUUGGAAUUGGUCGAGAGCGUUAUCACUGACGUCACUCCGAUCGACGAUACGGCUGCAGGAUCUCUGGCGCCCCUUCCGCCGUCGGUAUGGGCCACCCUCCAAGACUUUUAUGGCUUGCCAACCUCGUUUCCCACGUCGCAACUGUUUGCUCGAUCCCAUGGCACGGGCAUUGUCACGUACGUAUCGUCGAGUGUCCAGGCGGCGUGCUUGGCUGGACCGGAUCUGAAGGUCAUCAACACGGGGGUCAAACUCUUUAUGAAGUUUUCAACGAGUCACUUCAAAGGGUACCGCCCUGCACAAGACGGACUGGAGCUGCUCAUUCCAUUCCUCGGGAAACGCAAAGUGUCUUUGGGGUGGUCGGCGUUUCACGAGCUCGUGGCCAUCACGACCACGAAAUUCUUGGACGACUUGGACACCGCCACGAAGCGACUGUUUGACGGGAUGGAAGUUGGCCCUGCCGUCGUGGUGCUGCAACGACAAGCAGCAUCGAGUAACGACGUGGCACCUAUUGGUCUGGCCAUUUGGGUCGGGCACACGAGCCUUUCCAAGCUCGUUACGACAUCCGACUUGACCAUCUUGGCCGACCACCUCCGUUCCGUCGAUGUGUCUGCGUACGAACCGUAG
Messenger RNA from Aphanomyces invadans, 2184 nucleotides. RefSeq lists its product as hypothetical. The transcript has 12 exons. Gene Ontology annotation, biological process: RNA methylation. Lineage: Eukaryota; Oomycota; Saprolegniomycetes; Saprolegniales; Verrucalvaceae. Gene Ontology annotation, molecular function: tRNA (cytidine-N5)-methyltransferase activity; RNA binding. The record is from RefSeq and is a predicted model, not a curated record. Bases 55 to 2184 code for a protein of 709 amino acids.